Zymoseptoria tritici IPO323 is the source of this 408-nucleotide messenger RNA. RefSeq lists its product as uncharacterized. Gene Ontology annotation, biological process: RNA polymerase II preinitiation complex assembly; DNA-templated transcription initiation. Gene Ontology annotation, molecular function: protein heterodimerization activity; DNA binding; TBP-class protein binding. The record is from RefSeq and is a predicted model, not a curated record. The transcript has a single exon. Gene Ontology annotation, cellular component: SAGA complex; SLIK (SAGA-like) complex; transcription factor TFIID complex. Lineage: Eukaryota; Fungi; Ascomycota; Dothideomycetes; Mycosphaerellales; Mycosphaerellaceae. The coding region runs from base 1 to 408 and encodes 135 amino acids.
AUGCAGCGCGCACCACCCUACACCCUCGAAGGCGAAGGCGACCGCGUCCUCAGCAAGCGCAAACUCGACGAGCUCGUCCGCCAAGUCACGGGCGCCGCACCCUCCACCGACAACAGCGAGUCCACCUCCAUCCUCAUGCCCGACGUCGAAGAGUCCAUGAUGGAAGUGGCCGACAACUUCGUCGACGAAGUCAUCACCGCCGCGUGCAAACUCGCCAAACUCCGCGGCAGCCAGACGCUCGACCUCCGCGACAUUCAAAUGGUGUUGGAGCGCAACUAUGGCAUUCGUAUUCCCGGAUACAGUUUGGAUGAGGUGAGGACCGUGAGGAAGUUCCAGCCCGCGCCCGGUUGGCAGAGCAAGAUGCAGGCUGUUCAGGCUGGGAAGGUCAUGGGAAGUCGGGAUUCUUAG